UCGUACGUUAAUAACCGGGUGGAAUCCAAACCCUACCCAAUUUCAUUUCCGAAUUCAACAUUGUCAUUCUACGAUCAUCUUAUGGUCUCGUUGCCCAGCAGAGCCAGGUUUCUGUAACGCUAGAUUCAAUCGACCAUUGCCUGCUUAAUCUCGCAAGGAUGUCAGAACCACCUUUUAGACCCCGGGAGAAGCUCCUUGAGAAGCAAAAAUAUUUCCAAAACAUCCACAAGCACACAUAUUUGAAAGGACCUUAUGACAAGAUCACAUCUGUUGCCAUUCCUUUAGCUUUGGCAGCUACUUCAUUGUACAUGAUUGGUCGAGGGAUUUACAAUAUGUCCCAUGGGAUAGGGAAGAAGGAAUGAGGAGGCUGUCGGUUUAACGAUGGGCUACAUGUUUUCUGCUCAUAUUUUGAAGGAUUAUUUGCUCUUGAACAUGGACCAAUGUUGUUUCUCAAGGUUAUUUUGUUUAGUGCCUUCAAUAAUUGCAUAGUUGCAGACUUGUAGCUACCAAUGGAAAUUGACACUUCAAUCUUGAUGGUUUUAUUUUCUGAAUCCUUAAUAUUUCAUCUUUGAAUAUCAAGGUCGAUACGUUGGCUUAGUCA
This is a messenger RNA of Jatropha curcas, 601 nucleotides long. RefSeq lists its product as uncharacterized. NCBI's taxonomy places the organism in Eukaryota, Viridiplantae, Streptophyta, Magnoliopsida, Malpighiales, Euphorbiaceae. The record is from RefSeq and is a predicted model, not a curated record.